AUCCACAUCUUGGACCACCUUAAAAGAUGGUCCCUCCCUCGGCAUUGGCGCUCCGCAGCCUCCGAUUGGCGAGGACCUCAUGGAUGGAAUUGGUUGCAGAAAUGCAAAACUUGUUGCUGGUUCCCUGAAUGCGUUGAUCUCACACAGCGCCAAGCGCCAGACAAGAGUGUGAUCUAUCUCUGAAUUGCUCCAAGCUGGAAUAGACCACAUCAGAAUCGGGAGCAAAAGGAGUGCGUUAUAGUCUACAGAGUGCAAGAGUGAGGGACACAGCCGAUAGAGGUUCCGCGCCUACUGGGCGCUUGGUGGGCACAUGAUCAGGACAGGUUGGACUAUGCUGUCAAGCCGCUCUGUGAUGGUGGAGUGCGGGUAGUGAGUGCUGGAGGCUCCGGGACACGGUGGUGCAAAAGCAGCUCUCCAGAUAGCCAUCAUGACUGGGCUGGAUUUUCCCUCCGGACUUGUAAAAUUGCUUAUAGUUCAGUAAUAAGACAUUUCACACAGAACUGUGGGAAAUGUUUUCUUUUGAUUGCAAAACAACGACCAAUUAGAAUUGUGCAGAUUGCCGGUGGAUUUCUAUAGAAUGGGAUCUUGAAAGGACACUCCAAACUGUGCGUCCUGGGACAUUUGACGAACUGGAAUAAUGAAGUGGACGAAGAAGAUAGUUAUGUGUUUAUUUCAAUUUUCAUAAGCCUUGUGAACUCUGUCAAUCAUAAAUCAAAGGAGGGGUUUUUGUCAAGUUUGUAAAGAAGAAAUUUGCUUAGAAAACUUUGGAAUAUGAUAUUAUAUCAAAGUCACAUUGCAAGCGAAACAUAUUUUGUAUCAUUUGUAAAUUAAAGGAAUAAACAAACGCCUAUAGAAAUAGACGGAAACGAGCAAGGACAGACUGUAUUUUCUUGCUUCGUUGUCCUCUCCGGUUUAUUUUCGCCACAACACUUUAGGGACAAGUUGGAUAUUGGAAAAAACUAUGAGAACUUAUUGGGUGAGUGAACCGAUUUAAGAUCCAUGGGCUACGUUUUAAAUCAGAACUUUUAAGAUAUCAAAAAAAUCUAUUGGGCAUUCUCUUCUAUUUUCGUUUUUGUCCUCUUUUUUUUGUGUGGAGAUUCACAGAAAACCAGACUAAAGCUAGACUGCCUAUGCCAGGCUAGCUGGCUGUCAUGCAGGAUUGAUAUCGGGAAGUAUGUUUGGGCUGGAGCAGUUUGGUUCUCAGAUUAAUAGCAUAAACCCUGGCCAGUCAGAGAGAAACAUAAACCAGCCAAGACUGAACAUGAGCUCCCAUUACAAAAGCCCCGGCUUUCAUACCGGAGGCCCGCCGGGAGCCGUGGAGCCGGGCAUGGGCCCUUUGAACGAGCCUCCGAUGCUCGGGCUCAAUAUGAACAUGAAUGGGGAGCAGUACGGUGGCUUUCACCCGCGGGGUCACUCGGAAAUGCAUGCAGGCAGUGGACUCCAGCAGCAACAGCAGCAGCAAGGACCCAUGCAUGGAUUUUUCAACAACCAGCAACCUCAUCAAGGCCAUCCCCACGGCCACCAGUCUCACCCUCACCAACACCACCCUCAUUUCAAUGGGAACUUUGGAGGCCCAGACCCAGCAUCAUCCUGUCUGCAUGGUGGCAGAUUGAUGGGCUACAACAACAGUGGCAUGGGGCCUCAGCAGGGCUUUGGAGAGGGGUUUGACCCCAUCGCUGAGGGCCAAGCAGGGGACGGCUUCUCCCAGCAGCAGCAGCAGCAGCAGCAGCAGCAGCAGCAGCAGCAGCAGCAGCAGCAGAGAUCUGGUAACAUGUCUGAGUUCCAGCACAACGGCCCCCCUAACGGCAACCACGCUGUUCCUGCCCCCUGUCUACCCCUGGACCAGUCACCUAACCGGGCAGCAUCCUUCCAUGGUCUGCCCUCCUCUUCCUCCUCAGAGACCCAUGGUCUGGAGCCUCGACGGAUGCCCAAUCAGGGUGCUGUGGAGGGAUUAGAGUAUAAUUUCCCCAGCGAACCCCCAACUGGACAUUUUGAAGUACCUGUAUUUUCCCCCUCAGAAUCAGAGUCUCAGCUUCCUCACUUUGGACCAGGAAGGCCGGUGGCCGGUGGCAGUUUCCCUGGAAACCCUGCCAUGGCUCGGACACCGGGAAUACAGGGCAUCUCCAAAGGGCACCAGCAGCCACCCCCACAGCCCCAGCAGCCUCAGCAGCCUCAGCCUCCCCCACAGCACGGAGUGUUUUUUGAGCGCUUUGGGAAUGGCCGUAAGAUUCCCGUGGGGAUGGAGCUGGGGGUCAGUGCUAGACACCCUCUCAUGCAGCAGCAGCAGGCUGGUUUGAUAGCGCGACAGAACUCAUGCCCCCCAGGCCUCCCCCGGCCUCCCCAGUCUGAGCCGGGCUCCAUUAACCCCAACAUGCUGGACGGUGGUGUCAUGAUGCCUGUCCAACACAACCAGUUUGAAUAUCCUAUUCACAGACUGGAAAAUAGGGGCCUGCACCCCUAUGGGGACCCCAUGUUUAAUAUGCAACAGCCGGCUCCUCCUCCUCCCGCCCAACAGCCUCCGAAUCAGAGGCUGCAACAUUUUGACUCUCCUUAUAUGAACAUGGCUAAAAGGCCCAGAUUUGAGUUCCCUAACGCACACGGAGGGGAGAAUUGCGGCACGUGGGGUAGUGGCAUGCACAAUGUGCAGGGCAUGGAGAACCACCUCUCUCCCUCGGCCUACCCUGGCCUACCUGGGGAGUUCACGCCACCUGUGACAGAUGGUUUCCCCCCGGGUCCACUCCAGCACGCUGGGCCGGAGCAGCAGUCUAUGCAGCAGCGGCAGAAUGCGGCCAUGAUGAUCAAGCAGAUGGCCUCUCGGAACCAGCAGCAGAGGAUGAGGCAGCCCAGCCUGCAGCAGCUGGGUCACCAUGGCGACGUACCUCCAGGCCCCAUGGUUCAUGGAGGCCCAGUGGGGAGCAUGCCGCAGCCCAACUUUGACAGGGAGAAUGGGGGCAGGAUGCCCAACUUUGAGGGUCAGAACCCUCAUAUAACUCAGGAGAACUGGUUCCCCGGUUCUCACCCACCAGGAGAGAUCAUGUCGCGGCGUAUGGGGGUAACGGGUGGAGAGGCUUUAGCCCACGACAUGGGGCUGCAGCAGAAUGGAGUCGGUAUGAUGUUCAGGCCGGGCAUGAAUGGGAUGGGCAUACAGGAGCCAAUGAGGAUACCUGGAGAUGGACACGUACAGGCUCUCCACUCUCCUGGUAUGCACCCCCAGUUUGGCAACAACAUGGGCAAUCUCUCCCAGAUGCAGUCCCCCGGAUCCGGGAUAGGACACCCCAAUGCACCAUCAGAGAGGCGGCCGACUGACUUCCCUGCCGGGCCUCCCAUGGGAUCUCAAUCAACGUUUCCUUAUGGAGGGGUUAACCGUCAGGGGGCACCACAUAGCAAUCCCCAGGGGGUGAACACCUCACCAGGGAGCUACCCUCCACAGUCUGAGUUCCCCCCAGGCCAGCGAUCCUCUGUCAGUAAACUUGGGGCACUCUCCCUGGGGAACUUUAGCAAAACCAGCACUAAAGACAAUGUUUUCGGGCAGAGCUGCCUGGCGGCCCUUUCCACGGCCUGCCAGAACAUGAUAGCUAGCCUAGGGGCCCCCAACCUAAACGUAACAUUCAACAAGAAGAACCAAAAUGAGGGCAAGCGAAAACUGAGUCAGACGGAGCAGGACAUUAAUAGCAGCACAGUUAACGGGACUGGCAGUGCUGGUCCUGAAUAUUUUCAGAGCGGCACUUCCCAGAACAGCCAGAUGCCUGGCAACGGGAAUAGCAACAUUAAACCUGCAGGUCAAAACCAGACGCUGCAGGGGGAAGCCAGUGCCCUCUCCCCAAAUUACAACAUGGACGCUACCCCAUGCAGUGAGGGGAAAGCAGCAACAGGGAACGGGAGAGGGAGAGGGAGGAGAAAAAGGGACAGCGGGCAUGUGAGCCCUGGGAUCUUCUUUUCCUCUGACAGCGGAAACCCUGUUGUAAGUCCAGGCCAGCAACCCCCUUCAGCUGGCGUUGGGGAGAGGGGUGGGGGUACGCCCCAUGAGAAACCCCUCCCAUCCCCCUCCUGGGGAAAAGGAGGUGACCUUAUGCUGGGGGACCAGGCAGACCUGAUGUCUUCUCUGGACAGUGGCAUUCAGAGUGUCACCAAGUCUAACAGUAACUCACCGCGCAUAGAUUUUCCUGAUGAUGUCAGCGCCCACUACGGCAACGAGGAUGAGGUGUCCUCUAGCUCAGAUGCAGGAGGUGCUCCUGCCUCCAAGCCCAACCGCAGCCCGCACAUCACCGGCUCACCCAAGCUGCAAAGGGGGGAACAGGGCCUGAUGAAUGGGCAGAAGCCCCUAGGCAUGCAGGACAUCACCAAUCACACUACCUCGACACCCGACAGCUAUGGACUGAGUGCUGGCGGGGGCACGGUGGGAAACGGAGUUGGUCACCCGGGCACACCUGGGAUGGAGCAGGUACGCACCCCAUCCAGCACCUCUGGCCAGGAUGACAUCCACCCUCUGGAGAUACUGCAGGCCCAGAUCCAGCUGCAGCGCCAGCAGUUCAGCAUCUCAGAGGACCAGCCUCUGGGCAUGAAGAAUGGCAAGAAGAGUGGUGACUGUCUCUCACAGAACGGAGACAAUGAGCUGGCGAGCUGCAGCCCGGAUGCUGGGAAGGGCUCAAUGGGCACUAUUGACCUUGACACUCUGAUGGCAGAGCAGCACGCCACCUGGUACGUGCCCAGCGACAAGGCCCUGAUGGAUGGGUCAGAGGACGACAAGGCCAUGGCACCCUGGGAAAAAAACAAGAGCCAGAAUAACAGCAAAGAAGUUUCCUAAGCGCGUCUUGCGGCCUGAGGGGGAGGUGUGUGUGUACGAGGGGAUGGCUGAAGGGAGAGAGUUUACUAGAGAAGGGGUGAGGAGGAGCGACCGGGCCAAGGCCUGCCUGGGCAAGUUUUUUUCCUUCUUGUUGCAGGCCAGAGAACAGAGAGGAAAUUCAAACCAAAAUAACCCCUGUGCCCUCGCUUGAAAAAUGUGCCCCCUCCAUAUCCACCCUUCUCUGAGGGGAAAGGUCAACCUGUGGCAGUGGGGUUGAGUGGGGGUCGGAGAAGGCCUCCCAUGCCAUACUCCCCCACACCAACUACCAACCCCCAGGCCACCAUCAGAUACCUGGGUCAUACCUCCAGUAGUUCCCAUAUUCCUCGCACAGGGAUUCCUGUAGCCCCUCACCAAGCUAGUUGAAAGCAGAUAACUUAAUGAUUUUGUAUAUAUAUUUUGGUGAUUGUGAUUUAAUGUGAAGCCUUGCUCUGCUGGUCGGUCUGCUUAGUGCAGUAGAGAGGCGCCGGAUCACAUGUCCUGCUCUCAGGUACCAUGAGCCUUCAGGAAAAGUGUUAAAGACCUAAAUGACUAACCUUUAAAGUAUGCUCUAUGAUAACAGAAAUGUUACAUCGUUUUUCUGUGUUCUUUACCAUCACUCCUUAGAUUGUCGAAAAAACAGACUUUGUAUCUGUGCAUUGUGCUCGCGAACUUAGAAUCUUCUCUAAUGUCCUUAGUGUUAGUUUUUUAUCAUAGCGAUCCUAAUUAAAUGUGUCUUCUAAUUUCUAAUUCUAUGGUUGUUAUGCUACAGGAAUCUGUUCUGAAUUCACUCACUGUCAUAGGAGCAGAGGCCUCUAGGUGUUUUCACCAGAGAGAGGCGAAGGCGGAUUGGGCUGGUUUGUGUUCGGUGAGGGUAAGGUCGAGCCCCGGGGAGCACAGGGUUAAAGGUGAAGUGUCGUCAUAGAAGUAUAGCUUGGGAUAGAAUGGACCUUGGAAAUCAAUGUGACGGCUCUGGGAAAUUCUCUGGCUCCGAAAGAGAGACCAGCGAACACCAAGACACACAUAUACAUAGUCUUAUUUAGUACAGUGCUUGCGAAAGUAUUCGGCCCCCUUGAACUUUGCGACAUUUUGCCACAUUUCAGGCUUCAAACAUAAAGAUAUAAAACUGUAUUUUUUUGUGAAGAAUCAACAACAAGUGGGACACAAUCAUGAAGUGGAACGGCAUUUAUUGGAUAUUUCAAACUUUUUUAACAAAUCAAAAACUGAAAAAUUGGGCGUGCAAAAUUAUUCAGCCCCCUUAAGUUAAUACUUUGUAGCGCCACCUUUUGCUGCGAUUUCAGCUGUAAGUCGCUUGGGGUAUGUCUCUAUCAGUUUUGCACAUCGAGAGACUUACAUUUUUUCCCAUUCCUCCUUGCAAAACAGCUCGAGUUUCUAAUGCACACAUCUGCACAAGGACUUGGUACACAAUGUGCAUUUAACUAUCAUAACACUUAAUUUUUACCUGCCUUUACAACAUAAUAAUUACCAUUAGCUUCAUCAGUUUACAUUAAUCGUUUAAUAAAAUGUUUAGGUUGACAAUUAUAGUUAGAUUGUGAGAAUAUGACAUUUCUUGUCGUUCAAUAAGGAUUCCUUCCCAGGGUUGUUUACAGACUUAGAGAACUGAUGGCAUGACGUGCACUAGAUUCAGGCCGGCAGCUUCCGACAUAUUGGUGUCAGCCAGACAGAAAAACAGAAACAGAGCAGUGUGCUGUGCUGUGCUGUGCUGUGCUGUGCUGUGCUGUGCUGUGCUGUGCUGUGUGUGUGUGUGUGUGUGUGUGUGUGUGUGUGUGUUCUCUUCACAGCACGCUAGUGGAAAGCGUUGUUCACCUGUGUAUAUCGUCACGAGCUGUGUCUGUGUGUCUGUGUGUCUGUGUGACGGCUCUAUAAGCCUACGUGGAGGAGUCACACUGUAAAUCACACACGUUUAGAAAGAGGAGAGGAAUAGAGGUGGAUUAAAAAACGGAGCGUUUGAAUUGCCAUGGUUACCUUUUUUGACUUGUAAUAUGGUUAGGGAUAUUUAACUGUAUUUGUGGUUCAGCUUAGUUGGUUGUGAUAUUAUUGUUUUCUUCUUUAUUGGGUAUUCGCCCUGUGUGAUGCUAAGCACUCGUUCUCUGAGAUGAAUAGCCUAUCACUGAGAUAUCACUGUGGAUAUGAACAGUACGCUGCAUGGCAAAAUAAUGCGAGUCAUUGAACAGCCUUAACAAGGUUUUAUUGAAAAGAGAUUCCACAGCUUGUAAAAUGUCACGGUGAUUUGGGAUUUAGGCCUGUGUGAUGUAGAAUUUCACACUGACGUUUCCACUUUUGAACCAAUAUGGUGCCGUGGAUAAUGCUUAACAUUUAAGUGUAGCGUGUAGAUUUUCCACCGAAAUUCCAUCUCUCUCGGCUCCCAGGGUAUUACCUAGAAAUAUCCACAGAUACACUACAAUUGACUGGCUUACUCCUUAAAUGGAGAGCUUUGUAUUAUUUUAAAGGAAAAUGUUUCUCUGCUUGUAAUAAUACAAUUUGAGAGGUACUUUUUUUUGAUUAUAGGUACUUUUUUUGAUUAUAGGUACAUUUUUUUGAUUCUAAAAACAUUUUUAAAAUGUAACUAGGAAACUGGUGGCAAUCACAACAUUGUAAAUGAUUGUUUAUGUGAAAGUAUCAUUGGUAAUGCUAAUGUUUUUAUUUUGAUAUAUAAAGUAACGUGGUCACACGAGCACACGUCUGAGCAUGGCUCUGGGACAGUGGGAGUGGAUGCUUUUGACUGUGUGUUUACAGUCCUUGUCCUUGCAUGUAUGAGGCUGGGGGCCAUGUCUGUCUGUUUUGGGACCAUGCAGACUGUGUGUGGAGCGGCAGCUGAGGGCUGGUGUGGGUAUGGCAGCAGUGGCGGUGGUUGGCGGUGUGUUUUGUGGCUGUGUUGUCAGAUUGCUGUGUGUCAGCAGAGAGCCAGGGGAACGCUUGGCUGCCUAUUCAGGCCGGUGUGGACCCUGCUGUGCCCAGCUACCAUGGGCUGUCGGCGGGUGCUGGAGGGCACAGUGCUGGGGAUGGGAGUGGGGGGUAGGAGGAAGCACUUGGAGAGGGGGUUGUGGUCCAGGCUCACUGAGUAUGGGUGUCAGCCAUGCAGAGGUGUAUGGCAGGGCCCUCUGGCAAACGCUGGCUCUUGCCACCAUCACCAACUAAUCCCCACACCCACAACCCCACACACCCGUCCCCUCCCCCUCUGCCUUCCUCUCUCCCACACCGUCGCUCCGCUUAGUCUCCAGAGUCCUUGGGUGAUUUGUGCGGAGGAGGAGGGAGAGAGAUGCGGGAGCGACGUGAGCUUGGCUGCGUGACCUUUUACCAAAUCCCUCCGCUUUUCCAUUCCAGUGGUCGCUGCCCAGACAGGCUGGGGGGCAAGGCUGCCUCACUACCGCCCUGCCUUCCCGGCCCUAGCCUGUCCACCCUGCCUCCUUCACUCUCUGUCCUGACCUGGCCUUGUUUCUCUGGCUGCAUGUUGUUAACACCGUGUCAUAGUUGCUCCAGGGAAGUAAAGGAAGGGAGAAAUAUAUACAGAGAGAGUGAGAAAAACAAAAAAGCAUUUGGGAAGAGAGAAGAGAUAAAAAGGAAAGUGUGACACAGAGACUGUUUUGAGGUCAGAGUAUCUUUUCUCUUCUUCUCUCUCUCUGUUCUGUCACUUUGUUGAGUAGUGAGGUGGGCAGAUCAGAGUAGUGAUGGUGUGAUGUACAGGCCCUGUGCCUAGAGCAGAGUGUGUAUCAUAGUCUCCUGUCUCUGACGCCUGUACCUCAGCAUGUCUGAGCUAUUUAGAGCUUGUCUGUCUCUGCGGCUACGCUCCCACUCAAAGCAGUAGUAACAACCUGGGGCUGAGGAACACAGCAGAACAGUGUUUUGAGUGCUAAGGACAGAUGGGAAUAGCCUGAUUGAUUUUUACAGCAGGUAUCCACCAUGUUCACGCACUCUUUUUUUUAGAAUGCUCAGAGCAUGCUUGGAGGCAGACCCCAAACGCAUGCUGCAAUGCUGCAGUCACCAAUGGGGCUUACUGAAACCAGCGAUAGUAAGAGUCUGACAACCUCUCUCUCCCGUCAUCUCUACAUCUAACUCCUUGCCCUUCUCUCCUUCCUGCCCCUCCUACACUCUCAGAAUGCUGCUGGUCUAUAUCAUGGCAGAUGCGUGUAAUUUAGCCUAGCACUUUCUGUCCUCGUCAAUCUACCUCUCGCAAAUGUUUUCUUACACAACGCAUGCAAUUUGACUCAGAGGAUGGAUUAUGCAUCUCAACCGGCAGCGUUCCCCAUGUCCCUCUAGAAUUGCACGGCUGAUUUUUAUACAACCUUCGAUAAACCUAUAUAUGGAUUUUCUGGAAGCUUGGUUCCAUUUAAUAUAGGUUUGACACCUCGGUGACGUGGGGUCGAUUCUGCAGCAGGGUCAUUAUACCAGUAAAUUAGGUCAUGCAGAGUUAAAGGUCAGCCUCCUCACAGCCCUCUGACCUCAUGACCAGAGGUUAGGGAGGAGUGCUCCCCAUUUGCACGGGUGACCGGGACUGACAGUGUGUGUGUGUGUGUGUGUGUGUGUGUGUGUGUGUGUGUGUGUGUGUGUGUGUGUGUGUGUGUGUGUGUGUGUGUGUGUGUGUGUGUGUGUGUGUGUGUGUGUGUGUGUGUAUGUGUGUGUGUGUGUGUGUGUGUGUGUGUGUGUGUGUGUGUGUGUGUGUGCGUGGUCCUCAUAGGCAAGGAGAAGGUGGGGGAUGGGUUUAGAGCGUUGUCGUUUUCCAGCCUGCAGGAUGGGGGUGGGAGAGGGAGAAGGAGAAGGAGAGGGGUUAUUGAGGUCAUUUUACUGCACAGAUUUUGAGUGGGAUGAGAAUUAGGAUCUAAUUUAGAUAUAGGAUUUUAUGAUUAAUUCUAGUGUUGACAUAUUGACUGAAGAUGUUUAUUUUGGUUGUUGAGGAUGAAUGAAUGUAUCCUUAAUGUUCCUCAGUGCUGGCCCACUCACUAACCCUCUCCUCUCUCUG
Messenger RNA from Oncorhynchus keta (chum salmon), 9797 nucleotides. Its product is annotated as transcriptional activator MN1-like. The coding region runs from base 1175 to 4804 and encodes 1209 amino acids. The transcript is spliced from 2 exons. Lineage: Eukaryota; Metazoa; Chordata; Actinopteri; Salmoniformes; Salmonidae. Gene Ontology annotation, biological process: regulation of DNA-templated transcription. The record is from RefSeq and is a predicted model, not a curated record.